Molecule: messenger RNA, 1139 nt
Organism: Striga hermonthica
Lineage: Eukaryota; Viridiplantae; Streptophyta; Magnoliopsida; Lamiales; Orobanchaceae
Source: the annotation of a GenBank genome assembly
AACAAAAUUAUUGACCUAGGGGAUGAGGAUGUCCAGACGGGGGUUGAAGAGUGCCAUAAGAGUUUGUUUGGGAAAAUAGUUGGGGAGAAACGUGCACACUUCCUUGGGAUUAAGCGGGCAAUGAGCCUAAUUUGGAAACAGCAGCAGCCGAUGGAGGUUCGUGAACUAGGACCAAAUUUUUUCCAUUUUAUGUUUGAAAACACUGAGAAUAUUAAGAGAAUCGAGGGAGGAACGAACUGGAUAUUCGAGAAUCAGUAUGUAAUUAUUUCGAGGUGGAAGGAGGGGCUGAACUGCAAGGAUGAAGUCUUUUCUAUGCUCAAGAUGUGGGUUCAAGUGCACCAUGUUCCAAUAAAUUGGCUUACUAAUGAAGUGGGUAUGAAGAUUGGCAAAGUGUUCCCCACAACUGCAAAUGUGAUUAUCUCCAACUUAGGGGGUCAAGGAGGUAGAAUUCUUAAACUGUUGGUGACAGUGGACCUCAGGGAGGCUCUACCCAGAUGUGCCACCAUAAGGCUGGGUUCUCAGAUGAUCACGGUCACUUUCAAAUAUGAAAGGUUAGCCAAUCUUUGCUAUUACUGUGGUAUGGUGGGUCAUAUUGAGAAUAGCAGUGCCACUAGGUUGGAGGAUAUUGGUAACAAUGGCUUGAAAAAGGGGCAAUAUGGGGAUUGGCUCAGAGCAUCUGAAGGAUUGAGGGUCUCAGCUGUAAUAGAUCUGAUAAAUCAUCGAAGCAUGAGGGAGGUAGCCCAUCAACACCCAUUAAUGUUCAGGCUGCAAUCAGGGAAAAACUCAUUUAUGGCUUUGAAGUUGGAUGUUGUUAAAGCUUAUGGCAGCCUUGAGUGGAAAUCUGUGCAACUGGUCAUGAUGAGGAUGGGAUUUCACCCUGCAUUUGUCAAAUGGGUUUUAGCCUGUAUUCAGUGGCCUACUUUUUCUUUCAAUUUGAAUGGGCUCCCUCAGGGAUAUAUUACAGCAUCUAGAGGGAUUAGGCAGGGGGAUCCCUUAUCCCCCUACCUAUUCAUUUUAACUUCUGAAUUGCUCUCAGCUAGAAUCAAAGUGGAGGUUGAGAGAGGUGGCUUCAAAGAGAUCCGGUUAUUUAGAGGAGGGCCAGAGUUAACUCAUAUUAUGUUUGCAGAUAACAUCUUGGU